CUCUCCGCUGCCAGAGGUAAGCAUGAUAACUGAUAUGUGUCUGCGCGCUUGUGUCCGACUCCCGGCGUGCCUGCGCUGUCUCCGGAUGACAUUUCUUCUCUGGCGUUUUCGGCUGCAGUUUGUUGGUAGAAGUUCCCUCCUUCUGCCCAAAAAGUGCCCGCGCCGAGUGCUGGCUCCGUGCAUGACGCUCGUAACGAUGAUUAAUGUGCUGCGCUCAGGUGUAACUGUGUAAAAAAAAAAGGGAAAGGGAGAGCGGAUCAGACAAGAUGAUCGGAGAAGAAGAGUCCGUGUGAACAGAGCGAAGCGAUGGAGAGAUGCUCCAUCUCUCCUGUCGCACGACUCGCUGCCCUCGCCUGCCUCCUCCUGACCGCCCUGCUCGCGCAGCCCUCCACCUGUAACGCCGAAGAGGACGAGGAGCAGGUGGACUCCCUGUCUGCACCGCUGUCCGUCACCUCCCAGGUCACGCCCACCCCGCUGUGGGCGGUGGUGUGGGGUCCCACGCAGCCGCUGGACGAGGAUGCCACCUACCACUUGCUCUCCAGCCAGGAGGCGGACCACCUGCACCCGCGCGGGGGCCAGCAGGAGGAGGCCGGCACCGGCACGCCGGGGGACUGGCUCUACGUGGAUUCAAGCGUGCAGCCCCAGGAGAAGGCGCUCUUGGAGUCCAGGAACCGGGAGGGAGAGGAGGAUGGAGGGACGGAGGCGGAGGAGACUGAACCGGAGGAAGUGGACCCUCAGUUCUACGUCACCGUGACCAUCUCCUCACUGCUCAUCCUGACAGCCGUCAUCAUCACAGCCAAACUCUGCUACGAUCGCAGCUGUUCCCAGCAUCCGCCCCCGCUUUCCCGUGGCGUGGCCCCCCCUCUGUCCCUCGCGCUCCCCCGCUCCCUGGCUUCGGAGGACAGCAGGCAGACGCUGCACAGCACCACCUCCUCCUUCACCGACAGGGAGAGGAUCCCAGUUGUGAACCUGUGAGGUGACUGGUUUUUUUUUUUUUUUUUGCCCGUGUGAUAAACAUUUCUCCCCGGGGCUCCGGAGCGACCGCCGUCAACGAGGACCAAGGGGGGAGAAGAGCCCGCAGCUCUGUUUGCCUCUAUUUUCCUCUCCGACUGUGAAACAAAUUCAGGGAACCCAGGUAUCCAGCCAUCACAAAAAAAAACAAAAAAAACCCAUCGGCUUCCCUGAGGACUGAGAAAAAUCCCAAGCUCCUCUGACUCGCUCGCUUUCCUCCUGGUCGGUGUGAAAAAACAAUUCUUUUCAUGUGCAUCACUGUGACCCUGUUUUUCCACUGUUUGUACAACGACCCCCCCCCUCCGAGCUCUGCCAAGCUACCCGCCUCAGCCUGCCGUGACCAAUCCACCAACAAGCAGUUUAACAGCCAUGCAGCAUCCUAUUACCCCCCCCCCCCCUCCACCACCAAACCCACCUAUGCUUCCUCAGCCAGCCAUUCAGCUGCUCGCUAUCUAUCACCGGCGAUCCGACAGACUCCUGUUGCCGCGGAACGAGACAAGACAAGGAUUCGGUCCUCCUCAGCGGGCUUGUGGACGGUCACAAAGAAAUUCACGCUCAGCAUCUCUGAGAGUGUUUCACAAAGCCGUUCGGCGAGGCGGCGGCCAACAGCCAAUGUGUUUAACAUGUCACGCUCCAAAAACUGAUGUUUAUUCUCCCGCUUUGGGUGCCUGAAAUGCAAAAUAGUGGAGUGGGAUGAUGGGAUGAUGGGGAGGAGGGGGGGAUUUUCACGUUUCUGCAAAUGUAGCCGAGUGUUUUUCUUUUGUUUUUCCUCAUGAUCUGUUUUCUUAAUCAUCCGGCCGACGGUUCACCUCUCUGUCAGACAGGCGCGCUUUGUUCCUGCCAGACUGUGUCAGAAAUGUGUUAUUGACCUGAGUACUUCCAGUGGUGGAGAUCAAGUGUUCAGAACAUGAACGAACGGAGCAGAGGUGCUGCUGGAGGUCUGUUUCCCCCCCCGGUCCCUCUGCAAAGUUAGAUGGUGCCUAAACGAAGGGCAGAUCUACGCUUUGAUGCCAACGGGUGGGCGGACUGUGGCUGGGAUCUUCAGACUUAUCUUGGCGUAUGAUUUUCUUUUUUUUUUUUUGCUUUGUUCCUGGCAGCUUCGUCUCUAAGUAUUGAAAGAAAAACCUCCAUGGUCAUCAGCCGUCUUGAGGAAAGUAGCACACACACAAAAAAAAAAAAAAGAAGGAUCAGCAGCGAAUGAACACUCAAACACUGAGAACGGAUGCUUGCAUUGUUUCUAAAUCGUCUGUUUUUAACUAUCAGUAGGUUGUCAAAGAGAAAUUUCACUCUCUGUUAACUUUUCCCCAAGCAGCUUCCGAGACACGAGUCCCACUGGAAAACAUUCCCACUACCGAUAUCGUGCUGGUGGCGUCAUGGUAGCUCGUGCGACACUCUCCAGAUGUCCAGUUUUGUGGCUGUUCGUAGCAUCCCUGUAUGAAUUUGGUCGUUCUUGUUCCAUGUAUUCCUUGAAUAAAGACUCGACGCUGGCAUUUUA
This is a messenger RNA of Fundulus heteroclitus (mummichog), 2506 nucleotides long. It is a transcript of the gene pianp, whose product is annotated as PILR alpha associated neural protein. Gene Ontology annotation, biological process: regulation of immune response. The coding region runs from base 307 to 975 and encodes 222 amino acids. The transcript is spliced from 6 exons. Gene Ontology annotation, cellular component: membrane. Lineage: Eukaryota; Metazoa; Chordata; Actinopteri; Cyprinodontiformes; Fundulidae. The record is from RefSeq and is a predicted model, not a curated record.